AUGGCAGAACAUGUAGAUCUCCCACCUUAUGGACAGAAGUUGGGGAAACACAGAUUUUGGGGCAACAGAGUCUUCAGCGUGAUGCAGAGAUGGUUUGUACCAUCAGGCGCAGUAUCCCCUACGAAAGGAGUAAAAAGGUUUGGGUUGAAGGGUAAGUUGGCACCUCGCUACAUUGGACCCUUCCAGAUUCUCGAGAGGAUAGGUGAGGUGGCGUAUCGACUGGCGCUACCACCAGCACUUACUGGGGUGCAUGAUGUAUUCCAUGUAUCUAUGUUGAGGAGAUAUGUACCGCACCCUUUGCAUAUUCUCACUGAUGUAUCAGUUGCACUUCAGCCGGAUAUAUCUUAUGAGGAGAUUCCAGUUCGGAUUAUGGACCGUAAAGAGCGCCGGUUGCGGAACAAGACAAUUCGACUGGUCAAGGUUGGAUGGCGGCAUCACUCAGACGAAGAAGCCACCUGGGAGUUGGAAGAUAAGAUGCGAGCUAGUUACCCACACCUAUUCACUGAAGGUGAGUAA
Molecule: messenger RNA, 516 nt
Organism: Zingiber officinale
Lineage: Eukaryota; Viridiplantae; Streptophyta; Magnoliopsida; Zingiberales; Zingiberaceae
Exons: 2
Coding region: 1-516 (171 amino acids)
Source: RefSeq, a predicted model, not a curated record